CAUUCUUCUAUUUUUCUCCAUAAUGGAUCCACAACAUGGAUCUCCGCCACCAUCGUACGCACAAGCUGUCGCAGACACUGACGACGUCAUUCCGGAAUCGAAGAAAACUGCAUCUCCCGGGGACUUGGUUGUUUCGAGAAAAGAAGCUGGACAAGUCGUCGUGGCAACACCGUACAUGUAUUACGAGAAAGUUGCUCCAUCAUUCAAACCCUACCAGGAAUAUUGUCCAAGAUGCAGAUGUACCGUUGUGACAGUUGUCGAAUACGAAAUGGGAUGUUUCGCUUGGCUUAUUAUCAUAUUGAUUAUCUUCGUCGCCUUUUUCCUCAUCUACAUCCUUUGUUGCAUUGAUAUCCGUGACGCAAUUCAUCAUUGUCCGAACUGUGGAAUGGUCCUGUCGCGUAAAAAGAGAGGAUAAUUUUUGAGAAUCUCAACAAGUGAAAGCCCAAUUCGUGUACUCGUUUAAAUUGCACUCAAUCACUUAUAACGUUCGGAAUAAAUAUUUUGUCGGGGUUUCUUGGCGGGGUAAACCACCUCGUCCCA
This is a messenger RNA of Caenorhabditis elegans, 540 nucleotides long. RefSeq names its product LITAF domain-containing protein (gene Y37D8A.8). NCBI's taxonomy places the organism in Eukaryota, Metazoa, Nematoda, Chromadorea, Rhabditida, Rhabditidae. Bases 23 to 415 code for a protein of 130 amino acids. Gene Ontology annotation, cellular component: lysosomal membrane; late endosome membrane; endosome membrane. The transcript is spliced from 4 exons. The record is from RefSeq and is marked reviewed.